Molecule: messenger RNA, 5194 nt
Organism: Myotis daubentonii (Daubenton's bat)
Lineage: Eukaryota; Metazoa; Chordata; Mammalia; Chiroptera; Vespertilionidae
Gene: EHBP1L1
Product: EH domain binding protein 1 like 1
Molecular function (GO): protein binding
Source: RefSeq, a predicted model, not a curated record
CCCGCCUUCCGACGGGGGUGCGGCUCCAGGAAACGGCGCGCUCUCCGCUCGGCGCUCCGGGGACCGACGCUCCCCGGCCGGCCGCCCCCGGCGUCUCAGCCAGACCCACCGGCGGCAGCCCGGACAGCGGCCCGGGGCCGAGCCUCAGGCACCUCCGCACCGACGGGGCGGGCAGCGCGGCCAGGAGCCGGGAGCCAUGGGGACCGGGGCGGGGCCAGCGGUCGCGGGCCAGCGGGAGCCGGGGCUCUGAGGAGCGGGGCGGCGGGGCCAUGACCUCGGUGUGGAAGCGCCUGCAGCGCGUGGGCAAACGGGCCGCCAAGUUCCAGUUCGUGGCCUGUUACCACGAGCUGGUGGUGGAGUGCACCAAGAAAUGCAUUCUCCCCCCACCUUUGUUGUUCUGAGCCCAGAAGGGUCCUGCCUCUGCUUUGCUCUGCUCUGACCCUAAGAAGCACUUCACACAUAUUGCAACCGGAUAAGUUGGUGGUGGUGUGGACCCGGCGGAACCGACGCAUCUGCUCCAAGGCCCACAGCUGGCAGCCGGGCAUCCAGAACCCUUACCGAGGCACCGUGGUGUGGAUGGUACCUGAGAAUGUGGACAUCUCCGUGACCCUGUACAGGGACCCCCACGUGGACCAGUAUGAGGCCAAAGAGUGGACGUUUGUUAUUGAAAAUGAGUCCAAGGGGCAGCGGAAGGUGCUGGCCUCAGCCGAGGUGGACCUGGCCCGCCACGCGGGGCCCGUGCCUGCCCAAGUUCCGCUGCGGCUGCGGCUGAAGGCCAAGUCGGUGAAGGUGGUACAUGCGGAGUUGAGCCUCACCCUCUCGGGGGUGCUGCUGCGAGAGGGCCGUGCCACGGACGAUGACAUGCAGAGUCUGGCGAGCCUUAUGAGCGUGAAACCUAGCGACGUGGGCAACUUGGACGACUUUGCUGAGAGUGACGAGGAGGAGGCUAAUGGUCCAGGGGCCCCUGAGGCUCGGGCUCAUGCCCCCCAGCCAGGCCGGGGCGGUGCCCUCAGGCCGGGGCGGCUCCCAGAUCCCGCUCGGGAGCUGAAGACACUCUGUGAGGAGGAGGAGGGCCGAGCACAGCCCCGGCAGGCAGCUGCCAGCCCGUCUAGUACUGAGGAUACCAGCCCAGCCCCUGUGAGUGUCCCUGCGCCCCCAGCCAGGGCCUCCCGGGGCCAGGGGUCAGAACCAGCUACUGUAGUCGGGGGCCAGGUGGGGCCUGAAGCCCCAAGGCCCCCCGGAACCCCACUGGAGACAAGGUCCUCAAGACAUCCAGACCAGGAUUUGGCCCCCAUCCCGGCCCCCCGGCUCCGGAAAGGCUCUGAUGCCCCCUGGCCCUCAGUCCCCCAAGGGAAAGAUGAGGCACCCAAAGCCUCAGGGGCUCCCCCAGCAGGAGUGGGUUUUGCUGGGGAGACCCAGGCCCAGGCAAGCCCUCAGGAAGGGACAGAGGCCCAGGGAGCCAGGCCGAGCCCAGGCGUUGAGGAUGGAGGCUGCAGAAACUCUUUGGGAGGGCAGAAAGUCAAGGCUGAGGAAGGCACCAUUGGGGUCAGGCCAGAGGCCAGUGGGGUGGACACUGAGCAGGGGUCAGGACCCAGAGGCGUGGACACCAAGAGGUCAGAGGUCAGAACUGGGGAGGCUGAAGAGAGUUCAGAAGUUAGUCAAGUGGAUGCUGAGCAGAGGUCAGAGGUGAGACAUGUGGACACUAAGGGACCAGAGGCUGCAGGGUUGAUGUCUGAGGCAAGGUUCAAGGGAACUCCUGAGGCUCCUCUGAGGGCCUCUCAGGGGAGGACAGGGGUCAGGACGCGGGAUGAGGCUCCUACUGUCCAGAGCUCAUCACCCCCAGCAGAGCCUGCAGGGCAUUCCAGGCAUCUCAGUGACUCUGAGGGGUCCAGGGCUGCUGCAGGCCAGGAGAGAGAGGGUGCAGAGGUGAGGGGCGGGGCCUCUGGUGUUGGGGGGACAGGCCUGGAGCAGGGCCCCUCUGUUGGAGCAGCAAGCACCAGGCCCCAGGUGAGCAGGCCCCAGGAAGCCCCACCCACAGCUGACCAGGGGGCAAUGUCUAGGGAUCUGGGGGUCUGGGAGGCAGAAACUGGGGUCUUGAGCGUCCCGGGAACAGAGAUGGGGAUGAUGGAAUCAGAGGUUUUGGGGACCCAGGAGACAGAGGCAGUGAGAUCAGGGGUCCCUGAGUCAGAAGCCGCUGGGAUGGCAGAGUCUGAGGAACCGGAGACCCAGGAAACAGAGGCUGGGGCUACAGGAGUUCUGAGAACAAAGACGGGGGUGGCAGAGACUGAGCUAUUGGGGGCCCAGGUGAUAACAGGGGGCUCAGGGGUACUGAGAAUAGAAGCUGAGAUAGCAGAGCCUGCAAUAUUGGGGGCCAAGGAGACAGAGGUGGGAGGGUCAGGGGUCUCAGCAGUAAAAUCUGAGGCAUCGGGGACUCAGGAAACAGAAGUAGGAGGUUCUGAGGUUCCAGGGUUUGAGGCUGAGACAACAAAGGCAAAGGUACUGGGGACCCAGGAGAAAACAGCUGAGGGUUCAAGGGUCCCCGAGAUAGAAUCUGAGGUAGCAAGAGUCCACGAAGCAGAGGCAGAGGGUCCAGGGGUCCCAGGGGUGGGGACUGAGACAGCAGAAGCUGAGAUAUUGGGGACCCAGGAGGUAGCAGCUGGGGGUUCAGGGGUCCCAGGGGUGGGGACUGAGACAGCAGGAGCUGAGAUAUUGGGGACCCAGGAGGUAGCAGCUGGGGGUUCAGGGGUCCCAGGGGUGGGGACUGAGACAGCAGAAGCUGAGAUAUUGGGGACCCAGGAGGUAGCAGCUGGGGGUUCAGGGGUCCCAGGGGUGGGGACUGAGACAGCAGGGGCCCAGGAGACAGAGAUGGGGGAUUCAGGGGACUCAGGGCCAGAGGUUGGAAUGGCAGAGGCUGAGGGACUGGGGACUCCACAGACAGAAAGGCCCGCUUUGGAGGCUGAGAACGCUAAGGGCUCUGGGGUUCUGGAGGGAGGGACCGGGCUCUGCGGGAGCUUCAUGUAUGAGGCGUUAAAGGCCCCAGUUACUAAGCACAGAGUUUUAAGGUCCCAGGGAGCAGAGGCAGAGACUGCAGUGUUGAGGGUCCAGGAGUUGGAGGCUGGGGAUUUGGGGAUUUCAGAGGCCAAGUCUGGGGAGUGGGGGGCCCCUGAAGCAGCGGUGGAAGUUUUAGGUCCUCCGGAGAACCAAUCUGGUGUUUUUGAGGCCCAGGAAGCAGAGGCUGGGGUCUUGGGAACCGAGAAGGGGAGAGAAGCUGAGGCUAGCCUGAUUGAGACGCAGGCGGCCAGUGGGGCAGGGGCUGGGGUGCCCAGGCCCUCAGGGGCCUCUUCCCCAGAGGAGCCUGAAGAGGACAGGAGGCUGCCCGGCAGCCAGGCACUGCCUGCCCUGGUCAGCUCCAGCCAGUCCCUACUGGAGUGGUGCCAGGAGGUCACCGCUGGCUACCGUGGCGUCCGGAUCACCAACUUUACUACAUCCUGGCGCAACGGUUUGGCUUUCUGUGCCAUCCUGCACCGAUUCUACCCAGACAAGAUCGACUAUGCCUCCCUUGACCCACUCAACAUCAAGCAGAACAACAAGCAGGCCUUCGAUGGCUUCGCGGCCCUGGGCGUGUCCCGGCUGCUGGAGCCCGCGGACAUGGUGCUGCUGUCGGUGCCGGACAAGCUGAUAGUCAUGACCUACCUGUGCCAGAUCCGCGCCUUCUGCACGGGGCAGGAGCUGCAGCUGGUGCAGCUGGAGGGCGGUGGCCGGGCCGGCACGUACCGCGUAGCCAGCACCCAGUCCAGCCCGCCCGACGACCUGGACGCCAGUGGCCUGGCACAGAGGCUGCGGGAGCACCGGGCAGAGUCGCCCGAGGAGCCCAAGGAGCCGAAGGAGGCCGCGAGCCGCGGGGAAGGGGCGGCCCCCGAGGAGGCUUCCAAGGACCAAGGGGCCGAGGCCGCCCAGGAGGCGCGCUCUGCGGAGGCCCCGGCGGAGGGCCCCGGAGCCCGCGCGUCGGUGCCCGCGGCCGAGGCGCUGGUGAACGGGGCCGGGGCGCCGGGCGCGGGAGGCGGCGUGCGGCUGCGGCGGUCCUCGGUGAACGGGGAGGCCGGGCCGGUGCCCCCGCCCCGCGCGCACGGCUCCUUCUCCCACGUGCGGGACGCCGACCUGCUGAAGAAGAGGCGCUCGCGGCUGCGGAACAGCAACUCCUUCUCCGCAGACGACCCCGACGCGGGAGCCACGGCCGCGGAAGGCCUGAGCCCUGCCCCCAGCCCACCUCCAGCCCCAGCCCCACAGCAGCCCUCUGGUGGCAGUCCCCCAUUGGAGGAGCCAUCCCCAAACCCAGGGGAAGAGGCUGGGCUGCAACGGUUCCAGGACACAAGUCAGUACGUGUGUGCAGAACUACAGGCCCUGGAACAGGAGCAGAGGCAGAUAGAUGGGCGGGCAGCUGAGGUGGAGACGCAGCUGAGGAGCCUUAUGGCAUCAGGUGCCAACAAGCUGCAGGAGGAGGUGCUGAUCCAGGAGUGGUUCACACUGGUCAACAAGAAGAACGCCCUCAUCCGGAGGCAGGACCAGCUGCAGCUGCUCAUCGAGGAGCAGGACUUGGAGCGGAGGUUCGAGCUGCUGAGCCGGGAGCUACGGGCCAUGCUGGCCAUCGAAGACUGGCUGAAAACGGCGGCGCAGCAGCACCGAGAGCAGCUCUUGCUGGAGGAGUUGGUGUCGCUGGUGAACCAGCGCGACGAGCUGGUCCGGAACUUGGACCACAAGGAGCGGAUCGCCCUGGAGGAGGACGAGCGCCUGGAGCGCGGCCUGGAGCAGCGGCGCCGCAAGCUGAGCCGGCAGCUGAGCCGGCGCGAACGCUGUGCGCUGAGCUGAGCCGCCGCCGGAGUCCUCGGCUUUCCGGCCGCCGCCCCGGCGUGCGCUCCCGACGACCCGGCCCCUCGGCUGCCGCGCGCGGCCUGUAGGGGCCGCUGUCGCUCCUUCCCCGGGAGGCGGCGGGUGCCGCGCCCUCGGGCCGUAUUUAUUUGUCUGUGUGUGAGUGUGUGCGUGUUCGCGGGGGCUGGGGGUCCCCGGAGCGCCGCGCAGAACCCCUCCUCGACGGCAGGGCCCGGGUGGCCAGCCCCAGGGGAGCAGGUGGCUGUGAACUGCCGCGCCCGCCCCUCGCUUCCUGUUCCCUGUGAGCAAUAAAGUUGGACAAGGCCAC